CAGUGCAUUUAAAGCAUGUUUGGAAGAAUGUCUGAACGGACAACUACUACAACGAAUAAUAUUGGGAUACUUUAUAAGAAUGACACAUGCACCAUUCAAUAUUCCUUCGACCAAUGGUUAUUUUCAAUUGUCUAUGUCUUGGUGUUCAUCCUGGGCCUGCCCAUAAACUGCAUUGCCCUGUACGCAGCCUAUAAGCAAGUGAGACGCAAGAAUGAACUGGGAAUAUACCUCUUCAAUCUAACUGUAGCUGAUCUACUCUACAUACUAACCCUGCCUUUCUGGAUUGAUUUCACUCUGCAUGAUGACAACUGGAGGGCUGGAGCUACCAUGUGUCAGAUCUGCUCCUUUUUGACCCACACCAAUUUAUAUGCGAGCUCCACCUUCCUGUGCUGUAUCUCCUUUGAUCGGUAUCUCGGCAUUGUUCAUCCCCUGAGAAUGACCAGAUUCCGCACAAUUAGGACAGCAAUCACAAUUAGCUGUGUUGCCUGGCUCAGCCAAUCAGCUUUCAAUCUUGAACUGUUGAUGAAACCAGAGAUUUCCAACAAUUCCAAAAGUCACAAGUUGUGCUACGAUAUCUACCCCAUUGAGCCUUGGAAAGCAAAUCUCAACUAUUUCAGGAUUGCCUUUGGAUUCCUGCUCCCGUUUGCUCUGAUCUUCAUCUUCUACUGCAGCAUUUACAACUCGGUGAGGAACAGUGUCUCCACCCUGCACCAUGAGAAGAGAAGGGCAGUAAAACUGAUGCUGAGCAUUACAGUGGGGUUCACCAUCUGCUUCUUCCCCUACCAUGCCACGUUGUUGGUCCGAAGCAUCAUGGAGAAGGACUGCAACGUUGUACAACACAUCUUCAUCCCUUAUCGACUAUCAGUGGCUCUCAUUUGCUUCAACUGCAUCCUGGAUCCAAUCCUGUAUUGUUUUGUGAAUGAGACAGCACGCAGAGAUAUCUCACUUGCCACCUUGCGGAGGAAAGAGAACGUUAUUAGGACCAGGGAACUGCAGGCCAACAAUAUCUCAGAGACUGUGAUACUUUAA
This is a messenger RNA of Hemiscyllium ocellatum (epaulette shark), 1029 nucleotides long. RefSeq names its product ovarian cancer G-protein coupled receptor 1-like. Gene Ontology annotation, cellular component: membrane. The coding region runs from base 16 to 1029 and encodes 337 amino acids. Gene Ontology annotation, biological process: G protein-coupled receptor signaling pathway. The transcript is spliced from 2 exons. NCBI's taxonomy places the organism in Eukaryota, Metazoa, Chordata, Chondrichthyes, Orectolobiformes, Hemiscylliidae. The record is from RefSeq and is a predicted model, not a curated record. Gene Ontology annotation, molecular function: G protein-coupled receptor activity.